GGAUUCCAAUUAGCGGGUUAGACAUCCUAAUCCGAAUUUAAAUCGCACACGUGUAGAGAUUUUAAAGUGCAGUGAAUUGGCACUAGUUGGGAUGACUGACUUGUGGGCUUUCGCAGGGGUCUUAUCAUCUGGGGGCCUACAGGGUGCACACUGGCCCUGACAACCAGUAUUCAGCCAAGUGCAUGACGUAUGUUGAUGGAUUUGCACGGGAUCUUCCACUCUUGCCUAGGAGCAUAUUAUACCACUAUGGAGGAAAUAAUAAUUGACCACAACCAGCACCGCCGAAACUGGGUGAUCCCAGAGUUCGCUUUCUCCUUCGAGCUCUCUGAGGAAGCCGAAGAAUAUGCAAAACACCUGGCCACCUUGAACAUUCCAGAUCAAACGUUGUAUGAAGAAGCUCGGGAGAAGAACAUGGUUCUGGAUCAAAUGGAUUAUCCCCUAUCGGAUCCGGAGAAAGAGAAGUAUACUGAAAACAUUUGCGAGUUCCGGGAAAAUAUUUGUGUUAAGUACUGGACUGUUGAGGGGGCAAUAAGCUACGGUGUAUCAGAAGAACUUAGAACCAAGCAUGAACAGUCAUUGGCCGACAAGUUUUCGGCAAUCUCCUGGAUGUCAUCUUCCGUAAUGGCUAUCGGAUAUGCACUAAAGGAUCCAAAAAGCACAGACGGAAGAAAGAUAUUGGUAGCUAGGUAUUCUCCACCGGGAAAUCAACCUGGAAAGUACAAAGAAAACAUUAGAAAUACGGAAUUUAUAGACUAUUUUACCUUGGAUGCAGUUGAGGAGCCUGAAAUAGAGAUACCUUCAAAGACCUCGGAAGGAUCGAGGGAUGGUGGUUUCUGGGAAAACAGAUUUUUCAUAAUUCCAUUGGUCCUUAUAAUAUUGUGUUCUAGGCUUACUUUCUAAAUUUGCAAACCCAUAAAAAGUUCAAGACCAAUGAAUAGUAUAUAAUAUUUAAAAUUUCAA
This is a messenger RNA of Drosophila biarmipes, 960 nucleotides long. RefSeq lists its product as uncharacterized. Bases 190 to 900 code for a protein of 236 amino acids. The record is from RefSeq and is a predicted model, not a curated record. The transcript has 3 exons. NCBI's taxonomy places the organism in Eukaryota, Metazoa, Arthropoda, Insecta, Diptera, Drosophilidae.